GCGAAUUUUGCGAUGAAAAUUCCGAACCGUAGUGCUGGCGCAAAAUGUCCACCGGUGUCCCAAAGACUACCAACGUCGAGGAAGUGUUGCCGAACGAUGAAGAUUUAGGGCGACGAAACUGCAGCUGGCGUGAGCUGCUGCGGAAGUACGAAGAGCCCAUCGGCUCGACGGAAAACCCAUCGGAUCAGAGCAUGGACAUCGACACGGCCAUGGUGAUGCUCGACCAGGAGAUGAGCGACGAAAGCUCGGUCAGCGAUGUCGUCGAGGCCUCGACCGAGGAGCAGAGCGCCGAAGAGAACCCGGAAGAGAUCAAGCAACAGCUGCGGCGGGCGGUGCCGUUGCGCCAGCGCGAAUGGGAGGCGAACGGGCUGAAGGAGAUACUGGACGACAACGAGUUCCGGAUGGUGAGCCACGAAAAGGUUGAGAAUUGGUUGCGAAACCACAUGCACACCAUCACCGGCAACUACAAUGUGCACUACCAGACGCAGCAAGUAACCACGGUAACGGAAACGCGCAUGGACGCUGACGCAGACUCGCUCUACUCGGUCGACACGGCGCAGUACAUUCGCUCGAACAAGCAGAUUAGCAACAAGCUCAAAGUGACCACCAUGAUUAAACAGUACUCGGUAACGAGCUCCGUCCGGCGUCUCACCUCACUCGGCAUCGGCUUCGAGGAACAACAGAAGGCGGAUGCGCAAGCCGCACGUUUAUCGCUGGAGCAGCGUGUCCACAGAAAAUCAGACAGUGCGUGUGAUGCAAAUAAUCCUCCCAAACCGCGGUACAACUAUCACCCGGGGCAGAAGAUACCGCCCGCACAGCACCAUCGGCCGUCGGGGCUGGCGGCGCUUGAGCCACCGAAGGAUAGGCCAAAUAGGCGUAAAGUGUUUAAGAAAACUGUUCCCCGCAAGCGACCAGGAGCGAGUGGGGUGAACCGUUCAUUCGAUCGCGCUUCACCAAGCAGCAAGAAGGAGCAGCAACCGUACGAUCAGGAUCAAGUGUACGCCAAAGCACUGGAACAGUGCGCGCGGAUAAAGAAAAGCAAAGCAUUUUGUCGGCGCAAGGUCUCGAAACGGGCUGCCGCUGCUAGCCGAAUGCAGAACACUUCCACCUCAUCCUCGUCCGACAGUGACAGUGAUGAAGUAUUUUUUGCUCCAGUAGCGUCCUCGCGCGGGCAUCGGGCACCCAACGUCGUAUCAAUCCGUCCGACGAAAUCGGCGCAACACACCGUCCAACCGCAGCCACCAUUGGUGGUAACGCCGGAAAAGUCCGUCACGCCUAGGAAAACGUCACCGACCGAGCGGGAGAUACUGGAACCGUUUCAGUCGAUCACGCUAAGCGCUUCCAAGCGGCCGCGACCACAUCAGCCCGAAUCGUCGGCCAUUUGUCCGCCCAAACCCGUCCGAUUGAACGAGCAGGAAAGGAAACGGGUCGGCAUCCAGCGGGACGGUUGCUAUCACGACGAGGGACUGGUCAUCUACCGACCGAAGGCAAUCCGUCCAAACUGUCCCACCACCACGCGGAUCAACCUGCGCGCGAAAGAUCUCACGCUGACGGGCGUCACCAAGCAGCGUCAUUUGGACAAAUUUCAACACUUCAACUACAACAUCCACCCGAACUCGACCGUGUGCUUCUAUCCGAGCGAAUCGUCCGACAGCGCGGACGAUCGGGACAAUGGUGGUGGUGAUGGUGCGCCGGAAGCAAAGCUGAACGGUACCGCAAACGACACUUCGUACGAUGAUGAUGAUCCAAUCCUCACAUUCCAUCCACGCAAUACCAAGCUGCUGAACGUGGUGGAAAUUCCCCACCGGCGGCGUGUUACCUGAAGCCUGAAGCCCGUGUCUUGCCAAAAUGUCCCGAAACAAAAAAAUAUACACACGAAUCUCUUUGUCCAAACUUUA
Messenger RNA from Anopheles gambiae (African malaria mosquito), 1898 nucleotides. RefSeq lists its product as uncharacterized. The transcript is spliced from 2 exons. The record is from RefSeq and is a predicted model, not a curated record. The coding region runs from base 45 to 1823 and encodes 592 amino acids. NCBI's taxonomy places the organism in Eukaryota, Metazoa, Arthropoda, Insecta, Diptera, Culicidae.